This is a messenger RNA of Plasmodium fragile, 639 nucleotides long. RefSeq lists its product as uncharacterized. The record is from RefSeq and is a predicted model, not a curated record. NCBI's taxonomy places the organism in Eukaryota, Apicomplexa, Aconoidasida, Haemosporida, Plasmodiidae. The transcript has 2 exons. The coding region runs from base 1 to 639 and encodes 212 amino acids.
AUGAUUGCCAAAGUGUUUCUCUUUUUCAUGUUCUUGUUGUUCUCCUCUGCUAGGGCAUCGGACGCCCCCAAGAAUAAUGAUGGACUCGUGCACGUCAUCACGAAGAACAUCGACCUGAAACAACUGCAGGGAACCUUUUACGAAAUUUCAACCAAUGCCUCGGACAAAAUAUUCCCAGGACUAUUAUGCAGAUGUACCAAGUAUGAAUUUUCAGGCCUCAAGAGAGAUGGCAACUUAGGAUACAUAUUGGUAAACUUCUCCUGUGACAGAAACUACCUCUUCGGUGAACAAAAGUCUGAAAUGACCUUCAAAUUAAUUUUGAACAAGCCAAUUGAUGAGAACACCACCACCGUUGACGAAUUCAACGCUAGCAUCUACUUAGUUGAAGGAAACCAACAAGUCCUCCUCAACAAUGACGUAAACAUUGUGUACGCUGAAGCCAAUGAGCAGAAUGAGUACGAACACAUUAUCAUCGCAGGAAAGAAAUCUACUGAGCCCAUGAUCAUCAUCUCUAAAUACAGAACCGUCCUCCUAGAAACCUAUAACAAAUUGUUGAACUCCCUCUUCUUGGCUGGAUAUGAGCCAUCCCUCCUCAGCUGGCCAUUCAUCAUCCAGACCGACCAGACCUUCUGUGACUAA